This is a messenger RNA of Mus pahari (shrew mouse), 2993 nucleotides long. It is a transcript of the gene Irf2bp1, whose product is annotated as interferon regulatory factor 2 binding protein 1. NCBI's taxonomy places the organism in Eukaryota, Metazoa, Chordata, Mammalia, Rodentia, Muridae. Gene Ontology annotation, molecular function: transcription corepressor activity. Gene Ontology annotation, biological process: regulation of transcription by RNA polymerase II. The coding region runs from base 672 to 2426 and encodes 584 amino acids. Gene Ontology annotation, cellular component: nucleus. The record is from RefSeq and is a predicted model, not a curated record. The transcript has a single exon.
AAAGAGGGGGGAGAAAGAAGAGGGGAAAUUGCAUCCCCAGCAACUUGUCCACCCCGAGCAUUUAUGAAACCAUUACCCACUCCCUGGACCCUGUGUGCGAACCCCGGCUUCCUAGCGAGGCACAGUGAGAAUUAAGCACUCAGACCAGCGCGCGCCCUCUUCCCGCCACUGCUUUCUGCCCAGUCCCCUUUAAGAAGCAGCCCCGACGGGACUACAUUUCCCAGAAGGCUUUGCCCGCGCGUUAUGUAACUUUCCCUGCGAAGCGGCCUCUGGGGCAGAAGAAGGAGGUGGAGGCGACGGCGGCCGUUGCAGCGGCGUCGGCGGCGCGAGCGGAGCGAGCGGCGGGAGCCUGGGGCGGCGGCGCCCGAGGCCCAUCGAGGAGCUGGAGCUGUGCAUCUCGGCUCACGGCGCGAACCGGACGGGGGCGCCGACGUGCGUGCUCGUGGCUUGCCUUUUCCACCGGAGGCGGGAGUGAGAGAGAGGGAAAAAAAAAAAAAAAAAAAAAGGCUGAGGGCCCAGGGGGCGGGGAAGGGGGGCCGGGCCUGAAUCCGGCGGGGAGGCCGAGCUCGAGGCUGGAUUGAGCGGCUCGCGCGCCCGUCCCCGGGCACAGCGGAGCGAUCGUGGGCGGCGGGGGCACAGCGGGGGCACCGGGCGGCGUUCCGGGGGGCGCCAUGGCGUCCGUGCAAGCGUCCCGCCGCCAGUGGUGCUACCUGUGCGACCUGCCCAAGAUGCCGUGGGCCAUGGUGUGGGACUUCAGCGAGGCUGUGUGCCGCGGGUGCGUGAAUUUCGAGGGCGCGGACCGCAUCGAGCUGCUCAUCGACGCCGCCCGCCAGCUCAAGCGCAGCCACGUGCUCCCCGAGGGCCGCUCGCCCGGACCCCCGGCUCUCAAGCACCCGACCUCCAAGGACCUAGCCUCCACGGGCUCCCAGGGCUCCCAGUUGCCACCCCCGCAGGCCCAGGCGCAGCCAUCGGGGACCGGAGGUAGCGUCUCAGGCCCGGACCGCUAUGACAGGGCUACUUCAUCCAGCCGCCUGGCGCUGCCUUCGCCGGCUUUGGAAUACACCCUGGGGUCCCGCUUGGCCAACGGGCUGGGCCGCGAGGAGGCCGUGGCGGAAGGGGCACGCAGGGCUUUGCUUGGCUCCAUCCCCAGCUUGAUGCCCCCCGGGCUGCUGGCAGCUGCAGUGUCUGGCCUCGGAGGCCGAGCUCUAACGCUGGCACCUGGCUUAAGCCCCGCUCGUCCACUUUUCGGCUCCGAUUUCGAGAAGGAGAAGCAGCAGAGGAAUGCGGACUGUUUGGCAGAAUUGAACGAGGCCAUGCGGGGCCGGGCGGAGGAGUGGCAUGGGCGUCCCAAGGCUGUAAGGGAACAGCUACUGGCGCUGUCCGCCUGUGCCCCUUUCAAUGUCCGAUUCAAGAAGGACCACGGGCUGGUGGGACGGGUGUUCGCCUUUGAUGCCACUGCCCGCCCUCCGGGCUAUGAGUUCGAGCUGAAGCUCUUCACCGAAUACCCCUGUGGUUCUGGCAAUGUGUACGCGGGGGUCCUUGCAGUGGCUCGCCAGAUGUUUCAUGAUGCUCUUCGAGAGCCAGGGAAGGCCCUGGCCUCAUCGGGCUUCAAGUACCUCGAGUAUGAACGCCGCCACGGCUCAGGGGAAUGGCGCCAGUUAGGAGAGCUGCUUACGGAUGGGGUCCGCAGCUUCCGAGAGCCUGCUCCCGCGGAGGCCCUGCCCCAGCAGUACCCAGAACCGGCCCCUGCUGCUCUGUGUGGCCCACCUCCAAGAGCCCCAUCCCGGAACCUGGCGCCCACCCCACGUCGUCGCAAAGCAUCCCCUGAGCCCGAGGGCGAGACAGCUGGGAAGAUGACCACGGAGGAGCAGCAACAGCGGCACUGGGUGGCACCAGGCGGUCCAUACUCUACAGAGACCCCUGGUGUGCCCUCACCUAUUGCUGCCCUCAAGAAUGUGGCCGAGGCUCUGGGCCACUCACCCAAGGACCCUGGUGGGGGUGGAGGCUCUGUCCGCGCAGGGGGUGCUAGCCCUGCCGCUUCCUCCACGACCCAACCACCAGCCCAGCAUCGUCUGGUGGCACGCAAUGGAGAGGCAGAAGUCAGUCCCACUGCCGGGGCUGAAGCUGUCAGCGGGGGUGGUAGCGGCACAGGGGCGACCCCUGGAGCCCCCUUGUGCUGUACCCUGUGCAGAGAAAGGCUGGAAGACACCCACUUCGUGCAGUGUCCCUCGGUACCUGGACACAAGUUCUGCUUUCCUUGCUCCCGAGAGUUUAUCAAGGCACAGGGCCCAGCCGGAGAGGUGUACUGCCCCAGUGGAGACAAAUGUCCACUGGUGGGUUCCUCUGUCCCCUGGGCCUUCAUGCAGGGUGAGAUCGCUACUAUUCUUGCUGGUGACAUCAAGGUCAAGAAAGAAAGGGACCCCUAGGCUGCCACUGCCAGGCUUCUUUCCCCUCCCCUUUAACCAUCACCGCAUCUGCGGAUAAAUUAUUCCCUACCCCACCCAACCCAGUACCACCCUAACCUAUGUAUAUACCCUUUCCUCUGCCCAGAUGGGUCCCCUGGGGUAGAUACAUUGUGGGUGGGGGGAGAGAGCUUGUGGCUCCUGUCAGAGCCGGUGUUUGGGGUUCCUGGGCCCCUCCUUUUUCCUUUCUUGGCUUGGCUUUCCUGCUGUUGGUAGUUGGGUGAGAGGUACCCCGCUUGUCCUUGAGAAGGGACCUCCUGAGAACUCGCUCUUUAUAAACGAAGCAAAAGCAUUUUAUUGUCCCCCCUUCCCCACCCUUUUCCUCCUUCAAUAAACUGAGAGAUGGGUUGUUCUUUUUCCCCCUUCUUCAUGGUCCCUUUAGUUUUAUGAGAUGCUGCGCCCCCUUCGGGAUUGGACUUAUCCUGCGCGCGAGAGGACGUCUGCGUUGUGACCACUAGGUGGCGCCGUUUGUCCAGGGCUGCUGUUUGUAGUAGUGUGCGUUUGCUGUGCUCUAUUAAAGGUGUAGUCGAG